Salvia miltiorrhiza (redroot sage) is the source of this 1072-nucleotide messenger RNA. Its product is annotated as glutathione S-transferase-like. The record is from RefSeq and is a predicted model, not a curated record. The transcript is spliced from 3 exons. NCBI's taxonomy places the organism in Eukaryota, Viridiplantae, Streptophyta, Magnoliopsida, Lamiales, Lamiaceae. Gene Ontology annotation, molecular function: glutathione binding; glutathione transferase activity. The coding region runs from base 206 to 880 and encodes 224 amino acids. Gene Ontology annotation, cellular component: cytoplasm.
GGGUCCGACCCGCACGUACGGUGUGCCUCCGUGCCGCCCCAAAUUUAAAUGCAUCAUUAUUAUUCUGGGAAAAGUGAAAUUAAAUAAGAAAUAAAUGAGAGGUGGUCGCUCUGGAAACCACCUCAUCUCAAUGGUACAUUAUUGAAAAAUUAAAGAAACUGAAAAUAUAGAGAUAUAUAGAGAGAGUAAAUCUGUGAACUGAAGAAUGGCGGCGCCGGUGAAAGUGUACGGUCCUCCGUUCUCCACCGCCGUGGCAAGGGUGAUGGUGACUCUCAUCGAGAAAGAUGUCCCAUUUCAGCUCCUCCCUGUUAACAUGGCCAAAGCUGAACACAAGAAGCCCGACUACCUCAAGCUUCAGCCAUUUGGACAAGUACCAGCAUUUCAAGAUGGGGAUGGGAGCAUUACUAUCUUCGAAUCCAGAGCCAUAUCAAGAUACGUUUGUGAUAAAUAUGCAAACCAAGGGAACAAAGGACUCUUUGGAACAAAUCCAUUGGAGAAGGCAUCAAUUGAUCAAUGGCUAGAGGCUGAAGGGCAAAACUUCAGUCCACCAAGCUCGAUCCUCGUCUUCCAACUAACCUUUGCCCCGAGGAUGAAGAUCAAGCAAGACCAGAAUUUGAUCAAGCAGAACGAAGCUAAGCUUGCCCGCGUGCUGGAUGUGUACGAUAAGAGGUUGAAUGAGAGUAGGUACUUGGCCGGUGAUGACUUCACCCUCGCGGAUCUUUCUCACCUACCCAAUGCGCACUACUUGAAUGGGACUGACGUGGGGGAGCUCUUUAGGUCGAGGAAGAACGUCGAGAGAUGGUGGGCCGAGGUUUCAAGCCGAGAGUCAUGGAAGAAGGUGGUUGAGAUGCAGAGGUCACCAGCUCCAACAACUUCUUGAAAACUUGGUUUUUCAUGCUGUUACUAAAUGUUGCUGCUGGCAUGGUGGUUUGGUUUUUGGACCAACUGGCUCAAUAAGUGUUGUUCUUUACCUAAUAAAAUGAUGUAUUUCCUAAUCUCCAUUUGAAUCUUAUUGUUGUUGUCAAAUCUUUUUUUAUAUUUUAGCUAUUUUCCACAUUGGUUUUUUGAUUAA